AUGCGCCCACUUGCAUGCCUUCCGCCUUCCCUAACCCGCACUGACCAGUGUGGUGUAGUCUGCUCAAAUGACCCUCACGGACCGCACGGCGUGGGGAGGCUGUCGUGCUGCAGUGGGUCGUCAAGAGGGCCGCCGCGCGUUUACCGCCGACGAUGCGUACGAUGCACGGUCGGCAUGCGGCGCUUGAAUCCCCUGCUGCCUGAUUGCGCGCUGCAGGUGGAGGAGGGUGGCAAGGCGGACCUUGCGAGCGCUCUGUGCGUUGGGGACGAGGUGGUCGUCAUCAACGGCAUUCGGCUGAGCGGUUUGCGGCAGGAGGCCAUCUGCCUCGUCAAGGGGUCCCACAAGACCCUGCGGCUCUCCGUGCGCAGGAGGAGCGACCCUGUGAGCCGCCCCCACUCGUGGCACUCGACCAAACACGAGGAGGACGAGGAGGCGACGGGCAUGAUGCGCAUCUCCCAGGGCAGCGCCAGCACCGCCUGGCACCCGACCUACCACACCAGUAGCUCCUCUACCAGUGACCUCUCCGGAUCGUACGACAUGGCGGGAUAUGGGCACCACCUCAGCCCGGACCAGUACAGCUCCCGGGGCAGCAUGGAUAGCCUCGACCACCCCACGCAGCCGAGCCAGCACCACCAGCACCUCCACCCGCACCAUCCACACCACAACCAGCAUCAUCCGCCCCACGGCAGCGACGGGCUGCUGCACCCCACCUCAGGGCAGCACCACGGCUUCUAUCCCCACGUACAGCAGCAGCAGCACCAGCAGCAGCAGCACCAUCAGCACGUCAAGUCGUCCAGCAGCGUGGACAGCAAGCGCGACUCGGCCUACAGCUCUUUCUCCGUGAGCGACCGCUCGGGAUCGGCGGAGAAUGUGGCGGCCGCCCCUGUGGUGGGCUGCUGGGAUGGUACCGGUGGCGGCGGCGGUGGCGGCGGCGGUGGCGGCGGUGGGAACUUGUCACCACCGGCUGACCUGCGCUUUGUGCGGACUGUUUACGGAGAGGCGGGCAGCGUGCGUGAGGAGCCGGAGACACGGGCGUCACGGCGCAGUGAAAUUGAGGUGCCGAGGAACGGGGAGGCGCGUGGAUCCGCGACCGGUGUCGCCGCCGCCACGUACGAGAACGGGAACCGCGACAUCUGUGGAGCAGGCUCGGCCAGGGCCCGGUACGAGAUCAGGGAGAACCUGACCAACAGCGCCAUGAAGAACUACUACGGCAAGGACGAGCCGGGCGAGGGCAAGUCCCGCGACAUUUACGCCUCCGAGCUUGGCUACAGACACACGGAGAGCCUCAAGAGGGCGGACCAUUACAGCAACAAGGACUGCUUGAUGCACAACAGCAAGCAGGCGAACAGCCUCGAUUACCCCAGCAGGUACGGCAAGGAGCGCCUCCACUCGGGCUGUGACGAGACGCUCGGCGGUGGCAAGGAGGCCGGCGACAGCCACCAGGGGCAGCAGUCGUCGUACAGAAGGUGCUCAGAGUCGAGUCGGCGGAGCAGCGGGCAGCUGUGGCAGCCGCCGAUGAAGGCGGCCGUGAGCGUGGACAGCGUGGUCUCCUCGCCGGUGGGGACGCCGCCGCCGCCGCCCAUCCGCAGCGUCAGCUUCAUCGCCACGCGCAACCACGAGAAGUCGCCGUCGUGGUCGGGCCCCGACGGCUACCUCCCGCCGGCGGUCGCGGCGGUCGCGCCGGGGCCUCCCAACGCCACGGCGCCAACCCCCCGGCCUCCGCCACGCGGCAGCUCGGCCUCGAACCUCCUGGCGUUCUCGGAGCCGCACCCGCUCAACACGGUGCCAGAGCGCAGCCCCGAGGCCAGCCCCAUGGUCCCACGCAAGCCGGUGCCAUCCCCGCAGCCCGCACAGGCCUACCCCGGGCAGCCCCUCGCCCCCACAGGCGUCUACUCGGCACAGCAGCAGCAGCAACAAGAUCCUCGCUACGCGCUGUCGGUGUCCGGAGGCGCCGGCGGUUAUGGCUAUCCGGCUGUGGGAAAGCAGUGCUCCGACGUUUAUUACAAUCAGCCUCCUGUGACAGCCGAGAGCCUGAAGCCUCAGCAUGGCAGGCACUGCGAGGAUGGUGGCUUCGGCCAAAGCCCGCCCCCGAGAUCCUACAGUAGCGGCGGGAGGCAGAGCCUGGGCCCGCCGAGCUCGUAUCAAAAUCAAGAUGGGGCGGCGGAGUCCAACGUCGGUUCGCUCCGAGGGCAGCCGUUGAAGUCGGCCAGCAUGCUGGAGCUGAACCAGCCAUGUGCUGCGGCGGCGAGGUACUACUGCAUCUCCAUGAACCACCCAACGCAGGUGGAGGUGGCCCCGUGCCCGCCGCCCAAGGGGGAGUACAGGCAGUGGCACGACGAGGCCGUCCAGCCGUUGGCCUACGCUUACGCGGACCAGAUCCGGAGACCGGACUCGGCCAGCCGGAAGCGCUACAACAGCAGCGGCAGCAGCAGCAGCAGCAGCAGCCACAGCUCGCAGGGCAGCAUCGCCGCGCGCGUCGACCUGAAACCCACGAGCUUCCCGCCGACGGACGGCCGCCCCCCCAGCAGCAGCGGCAGGAGGCAGUUGAGCGGUGGCUCGGCCGAGACCGGCUCCAGCUUCGACGGCCGGCAGUCGGCGCACACCGACUUCGAUAGGGGGGGUGGCGGCUUCUACGGCUUUGCAGAAGACCCUCGCAACGGCGGUGGCGGCGGCGUGGCGGACCGGUUGGGCACGCGCAACGUGAUUAGUGCUGAGCGCACGCCUAUGCUGCAUCACCUGACGGUGCUCGGUGCGGCAGAGGGUGGCAGCAGGGCGGCGGCAGCGGCGGCGACCGCCGGUGAUCCCGGCAAGCAGAUACGGCGCAGCGACCGCUUCGCGACCACACUGCGUAACGAGAUCCAGAUGAAACGUGCCCAGCUGCAGAAGAGCAAGAGUUCCUCUCAGCUCGUGGAAGAGGAGGAGGAGGAGGAAGAGAAUGAAGCCGCGGAGUCACUAACGAGCCAGUGGAAAGGAGAGUCCGCCAAGGAUGAGCUCAACUCCCCGCUGGAUGCUGCGUACGGCGAGGCCUACAAGGAGCACGUGAAGGAGGCUCAGACCAAGGUUCUCAGAGCGACGUCCUUCCGCCGCCGUGACCUGGAAAUCAGACUGCCCUUCGACUCGAGCCUGAAGUCGCGGACGCUUGAGAACUCGGAGGGCAAUCACAGCAGGUCGAGCUCUCUGAGCAACCCGCCGCUCACUCGGAGCCAACUGGACAGUGCUUUCCAGAGCACAGAGAGCCUGCCGGCGCACCACGUUCCCCGCAUAUGUGGUCGCAAGCGGCUGACGGACCAGCAGAAGAAGAGGUCGUAUUCGGAGCCGGAGAAAAUGAACGAGGUGGGUGUGGGUUCAGAGAGUGACACUUCCCCGGCCUUUGGAAGCAAGUUGCGCGAUGGCGCGUUUGCCUACCCGGAGGGCAGCGCUGCUCUUUGCGGCAACAGCAAUGGUGACCGCGGCUCUGUCGCAGACAGACGGAAAUUUUUCGAGAAGGACGGCAGCAAGAUGUCUCUCCUGCAAAGGGCACAGGCAAAACAGCAGCAUCAGCAGCAUGUCUCAAAUUCUUCGAACACUAAAUCCGAACGGCACGAUGCACUGAAAGAUGGAUACGGUUGGUACGGUCAUCCCGAGCUGUGCUUGGCAAAAAUGGAAGCCCGUCGCCACUCCUCGUCAUCCUCUUCCAGCCUGAGCUCCUCGUCGGAGCAGCAAUGCCUGUGGAGGCCCCACGGAGAGGACGUCAGACCGAUGGCCGCGUACUCCGACUUGAGCCCUCCUGCGUAUCAGCAACACGCCGGCUCUGAGAGAAAGCUCACGUCUGCUGGCCGUGCCCAGGGGCUGGAGCAGCAGCAACCUUACGGCUCCGACUUGAAUGUUAACGACGGCGGCUUCGGCAACUCCGAUCAUCAGACGGCGACGGGCGCCCGUGGUAGGGAGCGCCAGCAAUUGCAGCAGCCGUCGUGGUCGCAGCAGGCGCACCUGCACCAGCAGCAGCAGCAGCAGAUGUCCCUGGAGAUGCUGCCCCCACGAAAUUCCGAAAAGUUUGUGUCCAGCGAAAAUCUGACGAGCUGGAAGGCUGACGGGAGGAGACACGUGCACGUUCGCUCGCGCUCUUCGCCUACCUCGGAGGUGUCUUGCAAGCAGGAGCUGUUGGCGCGUCUCGGGAAGCUGGAGAUCCGCAGGGAUGAGGACCACGCCCCGGUGCACGCCAACCCCGAGCAGCAUGGCUCAGCGGCUAGUUGGUCGAAGGUCGGGCGCCUGGAUAGAGUGAGGGAGCCAGACGGACCCAGCAGAGACGGCUGCGCUGCUCCGGCUGGAGGUGCCCGGUGGGGCCGGGGUACCCACUCCAGUGGCAAGCCUGAGCGUGCCAACCUUGAGGAGUCGGAGGGCUCUGUGCGUUUGCGGCGCGAGCGGGCUGCUUCUGCCGGGCUUCUGGACCUGCCUGGGGUCGGCGUGAGCUCCGGGGCGUGGUCAGACGCGCACACGGCAGCGUCACGUCUCCAAGAUUCUACGCAGAGGCCCUUAGCAGCGACCAAGAAAGGGGCGCCCCCGCAGAGGCCGCCCCCUCCCAAGUUCCUGGCGAAGCGCGACGGCUCCGAGCCCUACGCCACGGCCGCCACCUCGGCAGGAGACGGCGCGGGCAAGCGGAGUCCCGAGGCCAGAGCCACGGAGCACGGCGAGCGUCGCCGAGGGGUCCCCGUGGACGCGUCUGCGGAGCUCGGCGUGAGCAGCGGCGAGCCCGUGGCACCGCCACCCGCCACGCUGGAGGUGAUACCGGGCAACUUCCCUCUCCCCCCUUCGUCUCCGUCCCUACCACCGCGCCCAUCCCUGGCGCCCGCCAUCUCCUCGUCUCCCCCUCCGGCUCCCUCGCCGUCCCUGCUGCUGCCCCCCCAGCAGCUGACGGACAGGCCCCCCACAGCCAUGGACACGUCCGCUACUCCCAGGAUUGAAAGCUUCAUGGACAACAACAAGGCUGUGAAGAUGGUCCCAGUGAUGAUCAUCAGAUCCGAAUCAAAAGAUGGCAGGAGCCACCAAUCAGCUGCUGCCCCCGACAGCCUCGUGUCCACCACGAAGCCGGAGCCCUCUGUCGUGGAGCUGCACCUGACGUCCGCGCAGAACAGUGCCAACGUAGAGAGGAGCGCCGCGGAGACCAACCCGGAGCGCGCUUCCACGGCAAACCAAGAGGCAGAGGAGGAGCUCGGCAAACCGGAGAAGAUAGGCGAGAGCUCGGUGUCGGCGUUUGUGAGUUUCCAGCCGUCCAGGAGUCAACAGCAGCAGCAGCAGCAGGUGGUGGACAAGGAGGAGGAACAGAGGCAACAGGAGGACGAGGACCGCAAGACUGAGCAGCUCGCCAAGGAGAUCGUCGGCAAAGACCGCUCGCUCGCCGACGUGCUGGCGCCCGGCGUUCGGACGGCGCGCGAGCUCAUGGAGGGCAUCUUCCCGCACAGCGACCCGGCGCUUGGGGAGGCCCUGCAGGCUCGCCGCAAGUCCCAGCCGCGGGGGGCGGGUGCCGCAAAGGCCGCCGGCGACGGGGCAGAGAGGAGAGAAGAAGCGGUCUCCCCCACGGCGCUGCCACCGUGCCCGGCCUACUAUAGUGUGUCCGCACCCAAAGCCGAGCUGCUCAUGAAGAUGAAGGACCUGGUACCCUCGGUGGACGACGACGCGGACGAGGAAAUCGACCCGGACCUCACAGAGAAGAAGGCGGAGCUGAUCGCCAGCAUCGGGCGGAAGCUGCGCACGCUGCGCGAGGCCCGCGAGCUCCUGCUGGAGGACGUGCGCGACAACGAGGAGCUGGGCCGCGAGGUGGAGGGUUCCGCCGAGGCCUCGUGCAAGCCCAACGAGCUCGACAAGUUCCGCAUGUUCGUCGGCGACCUCGACAAGGUGGUGAGCCUGCUGCUGUCGCUGGCAGGCAGGCUGGCGCGCGUCGACAACGCCAUCAACAGCCUGGGCGCCGACGCCACCGCCGAGGAAAGGCAAUCGCUGGUGCAGAAACGCAAGCUGCUUUGUAGCCAGCACGAGGACGCGCGCGAGCUCAAGGAGAACUUGGACCGGCGGGAGCGCGCGGUGGACGUGAUCCUCGCGCAGCACCUGAGCGCCGAGCAGCUGCAGGACUACCGCCACUUUGUCAAGAUGAAGUCGGCGCUGAUCAUCGAGCGGCGAGAGCUCGACGACAAAAUCAAGCUGGGCGAGGAGCAGCUCCGCUGCCUGCGGGAGAGCAUGCCGUCCGAGUGCCGUGCCGCCACGGACUGAGAUGCCAACUGAGACGGGAACCAGCGCCCAGUAGCCACCGGGCGAGGGGCUCACACACCCCCCCCACCCACCGUCCGUUAGAGUGUGGGUUCCUCCUUUGCGUUGUUUGAUUGCUCAGAGUCUUCAAAGUGCUCGAGGGAAUAAUGGGGGGGUGGCGGUGGUGCUCGGCUCCAUUGCCGGUCACCGAGCCGGCGCUGGAGUUUACACCUUCCCAUCUUGGAGGUCCACUUUGUCUGCGGUACAGCUACGGUUGACUUCCCACAAUGUGGAGGCUUUUAAUGUUACAGACCAUCCUGAGAGAUGAUGAGCCCCCGGCUGGGUUAGGAAUCUGGCCCAGUUGAUGGCGAAUCAAGCGCGUGCUAUGACCGCAGAGCCACCCAAGAUGAAUUUUAUUGUUUUACACGCACUCUUCACAUUUUUAUUUUUUUCUCAUUGGUUAUACCCACUCUGUGGGGGGAAUUCAACGGUGGUUGACGUGGGAAGCCUGGCCUCCACCGGAAGGAAGCGGUAUUUCCACCGCUCGCUCUGAUAGGUCGGAUCGAGCGAGCGCCGCCACCCUGCGCUCGUUGAGCCAGGAGUUGAUGGACUUCCUCACUUUCUUCGUGGCCCAUUUUUGUUUCUUUGAAAUGUAUUUAUAUAGCAUUAUUCUUGUUAGCAGUUUUAAUUUAUUAUUUUAAGUUACAAACAAACCACUUUGAUUAGAAUUGUCCAUUCACAUUUUACCAUUAUCGUUUUUAUUGUAUUACAAAGCAUUAUUUUACAGGAUUAAUUUUUUUAUAUGCAUAAAACAUACACUUUGUGACAUCGCUUUCCACGUAAUGCGUUUGUGAAAACUCCUGGGCCUCGAGUUACAGCCUCAGUCGGUGCUUAUACAAGUUUUGAAUGCACUCUGCGAAAUACGAAUAAGCGGUGGCGCUGUGCGGAUGGUCAUUGGCAGCCCCGAGCCCCUGGUGGAAAUUCCAUCUGGUCCGGUUGACUGAACAUUAUCGAGAGCAUAAUCUUUGUGUGUGUUUUUGCUCUCCUGCAAUGUGGAUGUGCACCGUCUAUCGGUGAUUACAACCCACAAUAUUUUGGCCUCAAGAUGGUCUGGGCAUAUGUGCCAAGGAUGGGGGGGGGAUGCUUCUAGAAUAAGUCACCGCUGCGCUCUGGCAUUCCAGCGCAGGGAUAUUGCGUGUUAAAAAAAAUAAGAUAAUGUAAACGAUAAAAAGAAUGCUUUGAAACACAUGUGCUCGCGGUGUAGAAAAUGCUCGAAUUGUUCAACCCACUUAAUAUUGGCUGCAAAUUUCGUUUUAUCGCUCGAGGCCUGCUCUGCUUGUAAAAAGGGUGUGGACGGAGGAAGUGGUCUCUCCGAUUAGCCAUCGCAAAAUCUUCUCUUGAAGCGCGCACCAAAUGAGCGGAGAACAUCUGCGCGGCGCAUCCUUGCAAAGCAUGAGCACCAACCAUUGACGUGAAAAAAGACUUCCACGCUAAACUUUGGAAGCGGACAAAGGAAUUUUCCUGACGAAAAAAAAACCAGAAGCAACAAAACAAACUGCAAAAGUGGAUUCGUACGAGGAAAGUUACCCGGAGAUGUUCUCGUGCAAACUGAAGGUGCCCGUGGGUGCUUGGCAGAUGUAAAGUUAAUUAUGCAACGAAAUUUGCCACUUUUAUGAAAGUGUUAAAGUAAAACUUUGUGUACAAAACGAAGGUACAUUCUCUGCGCGGCAGCGGCGGUGGCAAUGGAGGUGGCAGCGGCACGGUGCGUGGUGCGCUUGUAGGAACACUUGGCCGGCCACACCGUGCCCGUUGUGUCGCUGUGGUGCCACGGCGGUGGUGUCGCGGGUUCGUGUGGCGUGCCAGCCGUUGGGAGGAGCGCUGCCUGGCAAAAAAGGACUCGCGGAAGGGAAAGGAUGAGAAUUGUACCAUGGCAAUAAACGUGAUGUCGUAGAACUACAUUAGCAAACGAUUAAAAAAAUAUAAAAAAAUGAGAGAUCGAAUUGUAUAAUUAUACUGUAGUGCCUUCAACUGUUGCACAUGCAUAUUUAUAGCUGUUAUACGUGGCUUCUGUACUGAAACUUUUACUUAAUUCACUCUUUUAUUUGAUUUCAUUUUCCGCAAGCGUGCCAUGUAGGCUUGUGGCUGUGCAUAGCAUUAGCACGAUAGAUGACAUCGAUAUAAGUAUCCCAUUUAUCAAUAACUCGAUAAUUCCGUUGACAGCAUGCGUUUUAAUGUUAGAGUUCAUGAUGUGUUAUUAUCUUUCUGGCCGUUAACCCAAGGCUGUGGUGUUAGGAACCAAAAUUAUGUUCAGUUUAAAUACAGGUGUGGGUGUGUGGAAAUUUCUGUGCUUUUUGGAGUUGCAUAAAGGAUUUAUUUUACUUUGCGAGUACUAGGUGGGAAAGUGUUUGAGGCAAUAUUAUGGAGGCAGUGCCGUCUGAUGAUCGUGUUUUAUUGCCUUCUCACAUCAAGUGGUAGCCACUUGUGGUUGUGAAGAUGAAAUCGCACGUCAUGGACCCAGCCAUUUGCAGGCGGUGUAACAGGGUACAGACAACACUGCAUCCCCUAAUAGGGUGGCCAACGCAGCAGCGCAAGGUAUUGUCACAGCAGUUAGAUGGGAAUAUGCUGUUUUGUUUUUUAAAAAUACACAAAAUAAGAGACAACAAGGAGUCGUCAACAUAUAAAUAUACAUAAAGGUAUAUGUUUGGUCAAUAAUUUAAAUAGAUUUAAUUUAAAUGCCUUUUCCUCAUUACACAAACUUCGUAAAUGAAUAUACAGUCCACGCGUGGGAUUAUUAUUGGUGACGCCCUGUGUUUUGAACACAGGAUGCUAUGUUUAUCUCUUAGUCCGUAUUAAAGAUCUAAAUGCAUAUAACUAGAAAACUUUCAUCCCACUGCUGCAUCCUCUAUAGUCACAUUCUUUCACUUUCGUGAGUGCCAAUGUGAGUAUCAAGGCACUGUUAGAGGCAUUAUGAUGUUCAUUACUUGGGAAUGUAACGUGCUAUGGUGUGCCUCCUUUUGAGUAGUUUGAUUUGGAUGUCAUAGGAAGGUCAUUGAUAUUUUUUGGUUCCAUAGUAAUGGAUGGAUCUGGAUUUCUAACUCACGAAAUGUGUCGUGUUUCGUUGUCGAUGUUUACCAGAGUUGGACACUCGCAAGGUGAAAGUAAUUUGCGAUUUGAGAGCCGGAUGGGCUAUGAUGGGAAGGUUUCAUUUUAAAAUAAGCAUAGGAGUAAUCAAACACAACCGAGAUUGCUUUGUUGACUCAAUCGAAGAUGAAUUUGCUCGGCAACGUAAUACUAUUGCAAUGCAGUAGAACUCAUUAUAAUGACUGGAAUUGCGAGGGGGGGCGGGCUUGAGUAAUCGCUACCCCCCCCCCCCCCCCGCACUUGACGAUGGCUAUUUUGGUUGUCUCUUAUGGUGAACAUCGCCAUGCGUAUGGGUUAAUGUAGGAACAAGUUGGCGGCAUCCUUGCGCGCACUGCAUGUUAAUGUCGAGCCCACCUGGGUACCGCCAAGCCCUUCAAAUUAUGCGCGUCUCUGGCUCGGUGUACCUCUUACAACCAAAGGCUCUCAAUGUCGUGUUAUUAAAAUGGAGCUCUACUGCACUCUGGUAUCAUUUGACUUAGGUGUACAGCACGGUGUGAAUAAUUUAUAUGCAAACAUGGGUCUGUCCGCGUGAUCCCCCCCCCCCCCCCCGAAGAGCAUUUCAUUACACGUGGCUGUAUUUAUUUGUUCAGCACAUGGCCAUGUAUGCGUGUGAUUUGGUCACCAGUCACUGCCACGAGCUUUUUCUCAAGCGCCACUGAAUGGUCUGGUUUUUGUUGCUGGCACCGUGAGCUCCGAUGAAACGUCGAAUGUUGUUCGUGCGUAACAGAAAAAAAAAUUCUUCGAAAAAUAUUUCUACUUUUCCAAAAAAAUCCAGAAAGUUAACGUGCGCUUAAUAAAUAUUCCAGUUUGAUAACAUCACUUGGCGGAGGUGUGCGGUGUAUGGAAAUUGUUCGGUAUAAUUGAGCAUUCACCAAAGUUGAUAUGAGUACCGUUUCUGAAGUAGCAGGCAAGGAAUGUAAAAAAAAAGAAUCACUCGUGUUUUGUUGAUUGAUAAAAAAAAUGCUCAGUUUCUGGCAACGAAAAGCUUUUGACAUUAAGCCCUCAUAUUUGCACACUUCACUGUGACGGGGGACUGAGUAAGGAGUGUAAAUGUUCGUAGAUGUAAACAUUUGCGCCACGCAGAGUGAGCCCGAUGUUCCCCUGCCCCUACAAAGUUCUGCGUGUGAUGCUGACCGUGCAAAGAUUGGAAGGUUAUAUAUAUAAAAGUGCACUCUUGAGUAACAAGCAGAGUAAAGCUGCAACACUUUGAUUUAAUGUUGAGAAUAAGUAACAAAAAAAAAUCUUGUUAGUCCUGCUUCAAAUAAUGCUGUGGGCAUUUUACGGUUUUUUUUGUUUCAAAGUUACUUCUUCGUUGACGUUCAGGUGAACGGUGACGACGACGUGUAAUUGUCUUAAACCACCAAUUGUUGAAACGUGUAAUUCCCUGACAAAGUGAUAUUACCUUUCACGAGAUUGCUGCCGCGUCGUGAAAACAGUCAUGCCCGGCCCUGCGCUUUCUGAAUAUCGUACCACAAACUUGUUGUUGCGUUCGUGGUGUUUGGUUUAUCACCAUUUUGCAUUUUCAUAGUUUCCGGCGAAAUCUGUUGUGCAACUGCAACGUUGCAACCCGCCUCUCUCCAUAGCACGGCGAUUGCUGCACCCACCGGCUUGCUCAGAUGUGUUUUUCCCCCUCACUCGUUUAUUUUGUUCUGUAAAUCUGUGUACAUAUUGUUUGAAACUGCCAAGCCAAGUUGUAUUAAUGUAAGUCUUUGCCUUCAA
Lethenteron reissneri (Far Eastern brook lamprey) is the source of this 11076-nucleotide messenger RNA. Its product is annotated as protein Shroom3-like. Gene Ontology annotation, molecular function: actin filament binding. Gene Ontology annotation, biological process: actin filament organization. Gene Ontology annotation, cellular component: cortical actin cytoskeleton; apical plasma membrane; apical junction complex. The record is from RefSeq and is a predicted model, not a curated record. NCBI's taxonomy places the organism in Eukaryota, Metazoa, Chordata, Hyperoartia, Petromyzontiformes, Petromyzontidae.